Messenger RNA from Oppia nitens, 1050 nucleotides. Its product is annotated as probable serine carboxypeptidase CPVL. The transcript is spliced from 3 exons. The record is from RefSeq and is a predicted model, not a curated record. The coding region runs from base 1 to 1050 and encodes 349 amino acids. Gene Ontology annotation, biological process: proteolysis. Gene Ontology annotation, molecular function: serine-type carboxypeptidase activity. Lineage: Eukaryota; Metazoa; Arthropoda; Arachnida; Sarcoptiformes; Oppiidae.
AUGUUCGGAUCAUUUAAUAUAAAUGAUAAAUUAAAUGUCACAAUAAAUCCAUUUGCAUUGAAUCAAGAKUUUUCGAUUAUAUAUGUGGAUAAUCCCGUGGGAACAGGAUUUAGUUAUACAGAUAAUCCCGAUGGCUAUUCAACAGAUCAGUUGACUAUUGCUAAAAAUUUAUAUGAAUUUCUACAACAAUUUUACACUGUAUUUGAUGACUACCGGAGCAAUGAUUUAUAUUUAGGUGGAAUGUCUUAUGCGGGAAAAUAUGUGCCAUCAUUUGGUCACUACUUAAUACAAAUGUCUGAAAUUUCUAAACUCAAUUUCAAAGGCAUACUCGUUGGCAACGGUAUGACUGAUCCCAACACUCAGGCAGCAUAUGAUCAAACACUGUUGAGUUUAGGAUUAAUCGAURAAAAUGAGGCCAAAGAAGUUCAACGAUUGCAACAAAAUUUAAAAACAUUAAUAAAAUUAAAGGCUUAUCGCAAAGCAUCGGAAAUAUUUGAAGAGUUAGUGAUAUCAGCAAGAAAUCCCAGUUAUCUAACCAAUGCAACCAAUUAUCAAAUGUUAUACAAUAUUGAAGAUUCGGGUAAUUUAUUUGCGUCUACRGUAUAUAUUGACCAAUAUUUGGCCCAACCGUCGGUUCGCAGUGCUAUAYAUGUCGGUAAUGUUGUCUAUAAUAUGUCGAGUCCUGUAGUUUUAGAGUAUAUGUUUGAAGAUAUUAGCCGAUCGGCUGAACCAAAUUUGACGGCAAUCAUAGACAACGGAUACAAAGUAUUGUUAUUUACCGGUAAUUUUGAUAUUAUUGUUGGCGUCGAGUCUACCAAUGGAUUACUAAUGAAUCAAAAUUGGAAAUAUUAUAACGAUUACAAUAAAGCCAAACGAAACAUUUGGAGAGUCAAUACAAACGAUACACAAAUAGCCGGUUAUGCAAAAAGUUUCGGUAAUUUUACUCACGUUAUCGUACGUAAUGCCGGUCACGUUUCACUGGCAGACCAGCCCAGGGCUACACAGGAUAUGGCCAUUAGAUUUGUUAAAUCUCUGCCGUUUGAACACUAA